This is a messenger RNA of Neoarius graeffei (lesser salmon catfish), 2340 nucleotides long. Its product is annotated as tripartite motif-containing protein 16-like. The transcript has 6 exons. The coding region runs from base 54 to 1739 and encodes 561 amino acids. Lineage: Eukaryota; Metazoa; Chordata; Actinopteri; Siluriformes; Ariidae. Gene Ontology annotation, molecular function: protein binding; zinc ion binding. The record is from RefSeq and is a predicted model, not a curated record.
AACAAACUGUUCUCUCUCUCUCUCUCUCUCUCUCUCCGUGCGAUUUCAGGAAAAUGGCUGAGGCCAGUAUUUCAGUAGCUCAGGACCAGUUCAUGUGUCCAGUGUGUCUGGAUCUCCUGAAGGAUCCGGUGGCUAUCUCCUGUGGUCACAGUUUCUGUAAGGUGUGUAUUAAUGGCUGCUGGGAUCAGGAGGAUCAGAAGGGCAUCUACAGCUGUCCUCAGUGCAGAGACACUUUCACGACAAGGCCUGUUCUACGCAGAAACAACAUGCUGGAUGAAGUGGUGGAGAAACUGAAGAAGACUGAAGUCCAAGCUGCUUCUCCUGCUCACUGUUACGCUGGACCUGGAGAUGUGGAGUGUGAUUUCUGCACUGGGAGAAAACACAAAGCCGUCAAGUCCUGUCUGAUGUGUUUGGCUUCACUUUGUGAAACUCAUCUGAAACCUCACUACGAAGUUUCUUUAUGGAAAAAACACACAUUAAUUGAAGUCUCAGCAAAACUCCAAGAGAAGAUCUGCUCUGAACAUAACAAGCUGAUUGAGAUCUACUGUCGUACUGAUCAAACCUGCAUCUGUUAUUUGUGUAUGAUGGAUCAUCACAAAGGUCACGACACCAUCACAGUUGCAGGAGAAAGAGCUGAGAAACAGAGUGAGUUAAAGGAGGAGCAGAUGAAAUCCCAGCAGAGAAUCCAGGAGAAGCAGAAGAAGGUGCAGGAGCUGAAACAGGCUGUGAACACUAUAAAGCUCAGUGCACAGACAGCAGUGGAGGACAGUGAGAGGAUCUUUACUGAGCUGAUCAGCUCCAUGGAGAAAAAGCGCUGGGAGGUGACGGAGCUGAUCAGAGAUCAGGAGAAGGCUGAACUGAGUCGAGCUGAACGACUCCUGGAGCAACUGGAGCAGGAGAUUGCUGAUCUUCAGAGGAGAGUCACUGAGCUGGAGCAGCUCUCACACACACACGAUCACAUCCAUUUCCUCCAGGUUUUAGCUUCUGGACGUCGGUCUACUACAAGGAUCAGACCAAAUUUCCACACAUCCAGCAUCACUGUCCAUCAACAUCUGUCAUUUGAUGGAGUGAAGAAUUCUCUCUCAGGUCUGAAAAAGAGACUCGAGGAAUUCUGUGAGGAGGAAUUCAACAAAAUCCCUCCACAUGCUGCAGCAGUUCAGAUCAUUUCAGGAGCAGAACCACAGAGCAGAGAAGAGUUUCUGAAAUAUUUCUGUUAUCUGACUCUGGAUCCCAACACGGCACAUCGUCACCUCAUUCUGUCUGAGAAGAACAGAGCGGUGAGAGGCAGUGAGAGAGAGCAGUGUUACUCUGAUCAUCCAGAAAGAUUUGAUUACUGGUGUCAGGUGUUGUGUAAGGAGAGUGUGUGUGGACGCUGUUACUGGGAGGUGGAGUGGAGCCGUGCUGGUGGUGUGUUCAUAUCAGUCUCAUAUAAAGACAUCAGCAGGAAAGGACGGGGUAAUGAGUUUAGGUUUGGAUGCAACAAUCAGUCCUGGAGUCUGCGGUGUUCUUCUUCUCUCUCUUUUUGGCACAACAACAUUAAGACUAAUCUCAGAGUUCCAUCCCCCUCCAGAAUAGGAGUGUAUGUGGAUCACAGUGCAGGAACUCUGUCCUUCUACAGCGUCUCUGACACGAUGAAGCUCCUCCACAGAGUCCACACCACAUUCACUCAGCCUCUAUACGCUGGGUUUGGACCCUACUGGUCUCCUGGUUCUACAGUGAGAUUGUGUGAUCCAGAAUAAGUGUGUAGUGUUUUCUGUAAAAUUCCUGCACGUUGCCACAUUGUUGCUCAGUCGUCUGUUUCACUAGAACACAAUCCAGCUGCACAAAAACACUCAUUUUAAUAUUUAAAUUAUAAAAUAUGCCGAUGUCGUGUUCAUCCCAUAUUCAGCCUGGAUGAUGAUUGGCCUGCAGAUAGAACCUUAUAAAUCCAGGUUUAUCUGUGAGUUCGGGUUUUUUAUUCAAAUAUGACAGUCAAAGCUUUGCAGAAUAAAAGAUAAGAGCACAGGAGAAUAAAGUUUCCCCCAGUGAUGGAGUUUCUGUGCUGAACUCAUUUUCAGACAGAAGCUUUUAAUACUGAGGUCGGGAUGUCAGCAGGCUGCUGUGUUGAUACGCAACGGGUUUUUUUUCCACUUUGGAUGGAUAUUUUUAGAUGAUUUAAUCUGUGGGAAAUAACGACAGUGUCCUAAAUAUGUGUUUGUGAAAAUCACUGUAAACAUACAAGUGACUUUUUCCUCCAAAAAACAUCUCUUUUAAUGUUGUCAUAUAUUGUGUGUGUGAGUAAUGAUGAUAAAUUUGUCUCUGUGAACUGGAUCUGUCUGUGGUCUGACUCCUGAUUUAGAU